AUGGCUUUUUCUCUCUUCGUCCAGCUGGGCGCAACGUCGGCGGCCAAGUCUAGCCAUCACUACUCUUCAGCGCCCCCGUAUCCUAGCCAGCUGUGCGCCUUGAAGUGGACCACCUCUGGCCCCCCUUCGACGCAGGAGAAGUCCGUCACGAGCAUCACGAUGUAUAAACUAGAACCUUGGGCCCUCGGAUACAGCAGGUUCCGAUCCGUGUGUUUGAAGGCGUAUAGCUUCUGCUUUACUAACACGGUGACGGAUCGGUUUGGGACCGAUGUGGAGGUUGCCAACGGUGGUACGCAUCUUAAUCAACCUCUCGUAUCCAACGUGACUACUACUUUGGACUUGAAUGAGGGCUCCGGUUUAGGAAGUGCGAUAGUUGAGGCUCUCUUCUCCGCCGGUUUCAUGCUCGCAGACAAGCAGGCUAUAAGAACCGAUUGUCGUACAACCGGACCCAAGUUAUCUACUCCUAAUGAAGUCAUUGGCCUGGCUGGUGGUAAGGACUAA
This is a messenger RNA of Colletotrichum paranaense, 501 nucleotides long. RefSeq lists its product as uncharacterized. The record is from RefSeq and is a predicted model, not a curated record. NCBI's taxonomy places the organism in Eukaryota, Fungi, Ascomycota, Sordariomycetes, Glomerellales, Glomerellaceae. The coding region runs from base 1 to 501 and encodes 166 amino acids. The transcript is spliced from 3 exons.